AUGUCGUCGACUAGAGGCAUGCAGCAGGAUCGAGACGCGAGCAGCGCAGCGGAAGUGACGGAGACGGAUGCAGACUACGCGAGCUACAGCACGGCCGAGCUGCUCGGGCGCAUCACGACGCUGGAACGGCAGCUGCGCGAACAGGCGGCCCUUGUGGCGUCCUUGACUCGGGCGAGUCCGAACCAGGCUCCCCGCUCAUCCUCACCUUUCGUCCGAGAAUCAUCGCCGACGACGACGACCGCGCAGCACCAACCCGCCCCUCCUGGCAACCGCUCCCAAUCGCGAUCGCGAUCGCGAUCCCCGCGCCGCGCCCGCCCGUUCAACCCCUCCCUCUACUCGACGCGCCACAUCGCGCUGAAAUUCGCGUACCUGGGCGGGCGGUACGGCGGGUACGAGCACGCGAACGGCAACGCCACCCCGCAGCCCACGAUCGAAGAGGUGCUGUGGAAGGCGCUCCGAAAGGCGCGGCUGAUUUCGCCCGCCCUGGAGGAGGGGAGCGAUGAGAGCUACGACGUGGUGUGGGGCGAGGAGAAGAGGAGGGAGAGAUAUCUGAAGAAGGGCGCAGCACUAGCACGGGCGCAGGACGGGCGCAGGGGUGGGGGAGACCUCGGGGGCAAGGUUAAGGACAGAGAGAAGGUCCGGUUGGAUCUCAAUUGGGAGGGGUGUCAGUAUAGUAAAUGCGGGAGAACGGAUAGGGGCGUGUCCGCGUUUGGCCAGGUCAUUGGUAUCAGAGUGAGGAGUAACCGGGCGCUGGAAACUAGUCAAGCAAAGAACUCUGUUGACGAGGAAGAGGAGGAGGAGGGCAGGCGGCAUGUGGACGUGAAACAGCAAACUGGCGAAGGCGAAGGCGAGGGCGAGGGCGAGGCGGAAGGUGAUGAUACUAUGCCGUCCAUAGAUGCCACCGACCUCGUCACAGACACCCACACAAAACCCUUCGACCCCAUCAAAGACGAACUGCCGUACAUCUCCCUCCUCAAUUCCAUCCUCCCACCCGAUAUCCGCGUUCUAGCCUGGUGUCCCUCCCCGCCACCGACGUUCGAUGCGCGCUUCUCCUGUCGCGAGCGCCGCUACAAAUAUUUCUUCACCAACCCGGCAUUCUGCCCUACUCCCGGCCCCCUGGGUCUCCAGCGCGCAGAUGGCAUGGCUGGCUCGGCCAGUGUCCGCGAAGGCUGGCUGGAUAUCGAGAAGAUGAGGCAAGCCGCGAGGAAACUUGUCGGGGUGCAUGACUUUAGGAAUCUCUGCAAGAUCGAUGCGAGCAAGCAGAUGCCAAACUGUGUGAGGAGGGUGACGUUUGCGGAUGUGGUUGAGUUUCCCGAGACCGGGAGGAUGUUUUCGGAACAUGAAGGUCUGAACCAAACCGGGUCGGCUUCUUCUAUCCUCGGAAAUGGAGCAUCAGCCUUGUCCGACGGUCCAAAAGUAUAUACCUUCUGCGUCCACGGCACCGCGUUCCUGUGGCAUCAGGUGCGGUGUAUGGUGGCAAUAUUGUUCCUGGUCGGCCAAGGCCUUGAGGAACCAAGCAUCGUCGAUGAAUUGCUGGAUAUUGAAAAGAACCCCCGUCGACCAAUGUACGAGAUGGCUGAUGACGCGCCUUUGGUGCUGUGGGACUGCAUAUUCCCCGACAACGACAAGAAUGGGAAUGGUGGAAUGAUGCAAGACUCUUUACCCUGGCUAUACGCCGGAGAUGCAGCCACAGUCCCUGCGCUCACCACCAGCCUAACCAAGAAAGAUGGGAAAUUUGGGAUUGGGGGCGUGGUAGACGAACUCUGGACUCAGUGGCGCGACGCCAAGAUGCAAGAGCUCCUCGCGGGCAGUCUGCUCGAUCUGGCCAUUUCUCAGGGCGAUGGCACUUCUCUCAACAGAGAAGCGACACGAGACGAGCACCGAAGGGCCAGAGAGCGAAGUCAAAAAGUCUUUGAUGGGAGUAGCAGAGCGAGGAACAGCGGACGGUAUGUUCCUGUGAUGAAAAAGCCGAGGAUGGAUACCUUGGAGGUAUUGAAUGCGAAAUGGGCGAAGAGCCGGGAAGCGAGAGAUAAAGCCAAGGAAGAGUUUGAGGAGACGAAUGCGCAAGUAGAGUAG
This is a messenger RNA of Fonsecaea multimorphosa CBS 102226, 2076 nucleotides long. RefSeq lists its product as uncharacterized. Gene Ontology annotation, molecular function: RNA binding; pseudouridine synthase activity. Gene Ontology annotation, cellular component: cytoplasm; nucleus. The record is from RefSeq and is a predicted model, not a curated record. Gene Ontology annotation, biological process: mRNA pseudouridine synthesis; tRNA pseudouridine synthesis. Bases 1 to 2076 code for a protein of 691 amino acids. The transcript has a single exon. Lineage: Eukaryota; Fungi; Ascomycota; Eurotiomycetes; Chaetothyriales; Herpotrichiellaceae.